Molecule: messenger RNA, 3151 nt
Organism: Centruroides sculpturatus (bark scorpion)
Lineage: Eukaryota; Metazoa; Arthropoda; Arachnida; Scorpiones; Buthidae
Exons: 5
Coding region: 816-2864 (682 amino acids)
Molecular function (GO): protein dimerization activity
Source: RefSeq, a predicted model, not a curated record
UAUUCAUUAUUAAUAUAUUUUUGAGAAGAUGGUUAUUUGACAGUAAUGUACGAAUAGUGAUGACGUACUGUACAUAUCUACUAUGGCCAAAAAAGGGUAAAAUUUGCAGAUGUGAAUGAUGAUGUAGGAACCUCCACAGAGCAGUAGAGCAUGCUGUGGGAGCAAAAAAGCCAACAAACCAUACUUCUAAAUGUGACCCUUUGUGAGAUAUAGCCCCCAAAAUCAGCCUAAAGCCUACUUCCGGGCACUAUGGCAGUGGUUUCGAAAGUGGACACUACCCCCUUUGUUGGCAGGGAGUAAAUCUUGGAGGGCAAAAAGAAGCAGGGGCACUGGAGGCAGGCAAGUACGGAACAGUGAUCAUAUGCAAAGAUUGGGAUCAUUGAUAAUCUUUCUCUUUUCUCUGUUAAAACAGGAGAAGAUGAGAAAGUUAUUUGUAACAAGAAGAGUAGCUCAAAAAGAGGAAAAAAUUUAUGAUUUAGAACAACUAAGCAACCAAUUGAUUUACAAAAAUCAUACAAAAGUAUGUUCGUAUAUAAUCCUCAGAAUAAUGCCUCUGCACAAAAUGAUAGAAAACAGACAAUACAUAAAUUUCGAUUUUGGUUACGGCGCGGAUUUAGACAUCGGCGCGCUGAUUUCGGCGUUGUUAGGAUGUGGAUGGCGCGGCGUGUGGCACUUCAUUCAAAACUUUUAUUUUAUCAAUCGUCGCGCGGAAUGAAAACAAAGUAGAAGAUUGGUUCAAGCAACGUCAGAGGUUCCAGAUCUCAAGUUAACACAACGCAUGUGAAUACGAAAAUAAGACACUUAAAUGAUUAAAAAUGAGUGCAGAAAUGGAAACAUUAUCAUAUUACUGCAUUAAACUGACCGAAAGGAAGAGUUUUGCAUGGAGAUAUUUUGGUCUCCUUGUGAAAGCGGAAGACUACGAACAGUGUGUUGACACCGAUCAUGUUUAUUGUUCUGUGUGUUUCCAGGCAAAUUUGCCAAACACUCCUACAUCUACUUCCAACAUUAUAACUCUUGUGAAGAGAUACAAAAGAAAUGUUGCAACAGGGAAUUUAUUACUACACUUGAAGAAAAAUCACAAUGUUGUUCCUCCUCUGGCAGAAGGUAACAUAAUAGUGGACGUGUUUAAUCAUGUGAAAGAUGCAAACAACAAGUCUCCAAACAGAACGUCAAAACAGGGAGAAACAAGCAAGGGCAACAGAAAUAAUGAUUUAUUGAAAUUGGCUCAUAAAGGAAAGGCCAAGAAUUUAAUUUGCAAAGAUCUUGCCCUGUGGUUUUGUCGAGACAUGGUGCCAUUUAGUAUGAGCAAUGGCCAAGGAUUUGUUGAAUUUGUAAAAAAGUACAAAAUACUUGGUGGAAAUGAAUUACCUGAACCAAAGUCUGUACUAAAAUAUGCAUUUAAUGAGAUUUAUGAUAUGACAGUUAUGGUAAUGAAAAAAGAAAUUGCUAAUUGUCCGAAAGUUGUAUCACUCACGUUGGAUAUCUGGACUGAUGUUAUAAAACAAUUGUCAUUUAUUACAUUUACUCUUCAUUUUGUAAGUAACAGUUUCGUGGCUAAAGCUUUUAAUUUACGAACAUCAGUUAUUCCUUAUCCAUAUAAAAUUCAACUGAUUCAAAAUGAAAUAAAGAAGACAGUUGAAGAAUUUGAUUUAAAAAAUAAUUUUAUUAUUUGUAUAAGCCCAGAAGGAACAAAUAUAUCAAAAGCUUGUGCCUUGACAAAAAUUGACUAUUAUAAUUGUUUGUCACAUGCUUUGCAUAAUUUAGUUGUGCACGAUGGAAUCAGUAAUAGUCCCGAGAUAAUGGAAGUGAUAAUUAAAGCAAAGUUGUUGGUGAAGCAUCUUACGUACAGACUUACAGACCUUCCUCAUGAAUAUCGUGUGCAAUAUGAAGAUAUUAUUCUUAAAUUGAUUGAAGUUGGCGAAUUCCUAGAUGCGGAUGCCCGCUUGCCUUUAUUCGAAGAGGCUGUACCACAUAAACUUCCAAAUAUGACUGUUUUUAAUUCUAUGCAAGAUUUUCCCACGACGUGGACAUGUAUAUCUGCUCUUGUGGAAAAUAUAAUUUCAUAUGAAUCAGUUAUUAUUAGCUUCUUGAGUAUUUUGGAAUUAAAUGAAUUGAUGCUAAAGGAAAUGGAAUGGGCUCUGUUGAAAGAAAUAAAUGAAGUUUUAGGGUCAUUACGUACUGCCAGUGAGAUUCUCGGUGGAUGUAAAUUUGCUUCUUUAAAUUUGGCAUUAUUAUUUCGUGCUGAAUUAAUGUCAAGUUUACAGACAACAAACAUGGAUAGCCAGAUCUUAUGCAAAUUUAAGGAAAGCAUGCUUCUCUCUGUAGAGAGAAGGUUUCCUAUUAGUGAACUUCAGCUUUGUUCAGCAUUAUUUGAUCCUUCUCUUCGCGGUCUACAGACAAUAGAUGAAUUUUUAUAUCAAAAUAAUAGCAGUAAAGAGUCUUUUCUCAAAAAAAUGUAUGAAACUUACAUUUCAACUGAAUUAGAAGACAUUUUAUGUGAAAAUCCUCUCACUCCACCUAUAGAUCCACCUUCUAACUGGAAGAGAUUAAAAUUGGAACUUUUACAAAAGCAUACUGGAAGUCACAGAGUGGGUAUAGAAGCUGAAAUUCAGCAGUACCUUUCUGUUACAACAGCCGUUGAAGACCCGUUACUAUGGUGGAAAGAUCACGAAAGUUCUUUUCCUCGACUGGCGUGUUUAGCAAAAUACAUCCUAAGUGUUCCAGCAACUAGUAUUCCUUCCGAGAGAGCAUUCAGUGUGAAAGGUAUUCUAUGGAAUGAAAAGAAAUCAAACCUGUCUCCGGCCAAAUUAGAUAAAACUUUAUUUAUUCAUGAAAAUCAUGAUUUAAUACAAUCUAUUGUGUAAAUGGAUUUGUUUCCAGUUAUUAUUAUUAUUUUUUUUUUGUUAAUAUUGGACAAUAUUGAUUUGAUUAUAGAAAAAAAUUUUCAAUUAUUAUAUAUUUAGGAUUUUAUUUAACAAAAUACUUUUAUAGCAUUUUUUUAAUUGAUACAAUUGUCCAUUGUGUAAAAUGUUGAUUUAUAGUCUAUGCAGUGCAAGCUUGAUGUAAUUCAUAAACAAUUUUGGAAUCACAUCAUUCUUAAACUAUUGGGCUGUUCAGAAAGUAAUUUCAUUUUUUUCCACGAAAAAAAAAA